AGCGCUCGAUCGUGUCCGGGCUGGAUUGGUGCGAGCGCGUCACCUUCGCAGGCUCGCGCGGUGCAGUCAGUCGAUUUUCGUCGGCCGAGCUGGGAACAGUGGCAGCCACCCUCCUUCGUGUAACAGGCCAGCGCGUGCGUGAGUGUGGCAUUCCAGUAUUCCAGUGACCGGCGAGUCGAGUGAACAGUGAUUGAUAGUUGUGUUGUGCAGAUAGCCUAACAUUCAGGCGCAGUCGAGCAGUGCUCCCACUGACCGACGUAUGAACUAGCAGACUUGACCGAUGGUGUCGUUUGCCAAGCAACAAGUAUCGCUGCAGUUCCAGUUUCGCUUCUAACCAACCUUCCAAGCGUGUGUGUAUGUGAUUAUGAUGGCUGCCACAAGAAUCCCAGCGGCAUACGACGUGUGCUAGUAUUGGCUGUGUGCUAAUAGCGAGAUCCGUGUGUGCGUGUGUGCGGUUUCAUCGCAUCGCAGGAUCAUGAUCUGAGACCAGGCUUGCCCCGGGGUCUACUAGUUGUGCAUUCUACCUGUGCACGUUCCUUGUGCAUACUUCCGUGUGCGUGCGUACGUGCGCGCGUGUGUGUGAGAGUGUCCGUGGGGGCCUGCCUCCCACCCGCUUCGGAGAGGCCCGUGCGUCAGUGUGCGGUGGGCGUUUUGUAGCAGCCAAAAUUUCCCAAAACAGCUAGUUGAAUGAGUAACAGUGCGAUGGUGGCCGUGGCGAUCUGCUGUAUACUGGUGCUGCUAGCCGUGUUCAUCGUGCUGAUCAUAGUGGUCGGUUCGACGAUGGGCGAACCGAAGUGAGAUAAGCUCCAACUGGGGCCAGGACACUUCGCCGAUGGAUAGCCAAGGCCCCCCGGCUGUUAGAAUUUGGACGGAUUUUGUUCCACCGGUGCUGCCGCUACCGCCGCCGACGCCAAUGGCUGCGGUGGCGCGGAUAGCGGCCGCGACGAGCGUGCUCACCAUCACCACCAACACCACCACCGUCAGCACCAACCCCACCAGUCUCGUGUCCUGCGCGCGCGGCGCGUCGCUCGUGGCCAGUAGCCGUAGUGAGCGUGUAUAAUGGAGCGUGUGUCCAGCUACCACUACCAACCGACCGUUACCACCACCACCACCAUCACCACUACCCGUACCAUCAGCUGCUGCGUUGCGCCAUCGCGACGGUAGAACCAAUGGCGUAACGGGCGAAAUGUGGUAGAAGCGCGAGUGUGAGUCCACCACCACCACCACCACCAUCACCAUUACCAUCGAAACGGACCUCAAAACCACCCGAAUGAGCGAGCGAACGUACGAACCAACCAGGCACCGGGCGAGGCAGAACGACCAUUAGCGAGAGAGAAAAGCAAACCGAUUGCAAACAAAAAACCUUCCUCCAAAAACCCUCCCAAAAAAGGCAGUGUUAGGGGAAGCUACCGGAUUAACACUGAUGUCCCGGGCGGGCGUCAGCGAAGAGCGUUUUGUUUUAUGCGGCACAGCCUAGCCCCGAAUCAGCUUCGAAUAGUAACUCACCUUCUCGGCCAACUCGGUCUCCACUACUACUUGGGCGCUCGGUUUUCCCAAACACGUCAAAUUUUCACACUUAAAAUGUCCUCUUCUUGAAUUUACGCGAAAAACGCUUUCCAUUCUGUCUGUCUACACAAAACGAUUCGUACCCUUUAGUAGUCAAUCAAUCAAUCCCCAUCGUACGCUUGUUGCACCUGAUUCGCACCGCCUCUCGAUAACAGGAAGAAGAAGUAGACGAAGAAGAAGAAGAAGAAGAGGACGAAAACAACAACUACUACGGGCACACACUUGUUCAUACUGCGUCAAAAACACACGUCAAAGCACAGCACACGACACUCACGAGCAAUGGAAUAAAAUCUUACACACCAAUUCUACACAGCCGUCUUAGCGGGGGCACAAAAACAAAAAAAAAAAAAAAACAAACGAAACAAACAAACAAAAAAAGAAACCAAACAAAACAAAGCAAAGGCUAGUUUUAGAAGCAAAGCGAGCAAGCUGCAUAAAUAUCUUUUAAAGUGAAAGAAAAAGGGCGCGGCAAAACAAAGGAAAAACCGUGAGAAUAGAAGUAAAACGUACACACUCAAACAAAACACACACCGAUACACACACACACACACACACACACACACACACACACACACACACACACACAUACAAGGUCACACAAAACACAUCUAUCUAGUACAGAAAAAACAACACUCUUAAUGCUACUUAAACUUAAACUUCUAAACUACUAAAAGAGACUUAGCGAUACUUAGUUGCAUGAUUCGGGCACGCUGUAAGAGUGCGAUAGAGCGAAUGUGUAUGUGUGUAUGUGUGUGAAAGAGGGAAGGCUAAUCACAAACAAGAACGAGAAAAUAGAACAAAAGAAUUGAACAGAAGAACAAAAAAAAAAGUAUUCAAAAGCUGAAUAAAUGGUUGAGUGUAUAAAUCGAAAAAUCAGCAACACACAUAUACUUAGAGUUUUAAGUAGAGCCAUCCGGUAGCUUCCAAACAAGUAAUAUAAAGAGGGAGAGAGAGAGAGAGAGAGAGAGAGAGAGAGAGAGAGAGAGAGAGAGAGAGAAAAUAAAGAACGAGGCACGAGCCAGUAAAGAUGUAUGGAAUUCGAAAACAAAGGAAGGAAAAUUAUACCAAAAACAACAAAAAAAUCGAACGAUCACGAACGAAACAUAACAAUUUGCCGUGAACGAACAGGGCAAGGGGGUUGGUUGCGAGCUCGCUCACCGCACUGCAGUUUGUCUCUUGGCGGUGAUUUUAGUUCAGCAACAAACAAGGACGCUCCCCGGCAGGAACGUUGAAGCGCGUGCAAGCAGUGACGCACUCUAGUGAACACAUAUCGUUUAUAGCAGCAUCUCGUACUAAGGUCGGCAGAGUAUAACGCAGUGUUAAGAGCAAAACCCCGCAAAAAAAACCUGUCCCAUAUAAACUUACUUAAGUGUGAACGUGAAGAAAAAGCCGACCAAACAACACCUUCCGGCAACACAGGGCACCUCCAACUGUACCGCGGAGCUCUCGGGAAGGGGAUCGGUUCACGUUCAGCUCUCAACUGCUCUAUCCCGAUAUUCCGUUCGUGCAUUGACAGUUGACGGUCGGAAUAUACACAUAAAACAAAAAAGAAACGGUUUUGCUUCUAGCCCUCCCCCUUCCCCCCCCCCCCCCCCCUUUUGUGUUUGACCGUUGUGUAGGGUUGCUGCAGGUUCCGUUCCGUUGUGUCCGGCAUGUAGGCUAGGGUGUUUGUUAAAGUUUGUGGUUUUGAUAUAAAAGAAAAUGAGUAAUCCUACGGGCCAAUCGUAGGACGCCCUUGUAUCACCCACCCAAUGGCAAAGAAAUAAAGGACACACAUACACACACACGCGUGCACACAUACACACUCACACACACCUUGACAGCAGGUUUACUUUUUCCCCUUUCAACACUAACUCUUACCAGCAUGUCAAAAUGGGAGAGCAGGGCGAGAGUGUGUGUGCCAAAACAGAAAGAAAAGUGUGCGAACGUGUGCGUUUGUGUGUAUGUGUGUGUGUGUGUGUAUGCGUAUGUGCAGUGAGGGGUUGAUAAAUCACUAUAGUCGUGGGUAGUGAUAGUGUUAGCUGUAGUAGUAUUAUCCAUUACUUCCAUGUUGUUGUUGGCCAGUUUACCGUUGUUUAAUGUGCGCAACAGAAUGUAGUUAACAGAACAGCCUUGUUUACCAUCGUAACGCAUCGAAUGCUAACAUUUUGAGAAUGGUUGAGAAGGAGAGACAGAGAGAAAGAGAGAGCGAGGAAGAGAAAGUGAAACUGGAAGCUGGAGGAAGGUAGAGCAAGAGACUAAUAAGCAAAGCAAAUUGUGGACAUGAAACAUGAAGCCGUUUAAAUGCUUUCGAAGCAGCUUUCGGAAUGCGUCGGAAAUCUGUAACGCACAACUGUACGAAUGAAAUAACACAAUAUACAUGUACGGAACACAAAAGUAUAAACCAAACCCGAACCAGUAUAUGGACAAGCAUAUGGACAUGAAAAUAAACUGAAAACAACCUGAGACAAUAAUCUGUUUCGAGCAGGAAAUCAACCAAAAACACACACACACAAAUCCCAUCGAAAGUGAAAUAUACUGUUGUUAUCAAAAAAGAAAGCAAGCACAUUCGGAUUUCAAAAGGAUUUGGAAGUGACCGUUUUGUCACGUCACAGAACACAUUCACACUCACACGCACACACCCCAAACAGACACGAUCCUCCCCUCGACACGAUCAUCCAGCCGACUCGUUGUUGUGUCGUCGUGUGUGGUUUUUUGUUGGGUGAAUUAAAUAAAGCUGCUCAAAGCUCACCUUGUGGGAGCUCUCGCGUUGGCGUUGCCACGGCGCAUUAAUUAUCAAUCAAAGCAGUAGCAAAAGCAGGAAGCACCGAUCGGGUUGUCGUCUGGCCUUGGCUAAAAUUAACCUGUCCUUGUUGGUGGUGGGCUGGGGCAGCAAAGUUCCGCACGCUCACCCAUUUCAAGAGCUUCUUUUAUUCGGGUCAAGUGGCACGAAAGGAUGCGCUCUCAUUUUCAUUCCCUCCGAAUGGUUGGAGCACCACGAUUUAGAUUCAGUUGACCCGGUUCCCCCCGGGCCAGCCGAUUACAGCGCGCGGGCUGACAGCUUCUUGGAAGUGGGAAGCGAAAAGAAUUGAAAACUCCUGACCGCUGUGUAAUUAGAUCAACGUGAGGUUGUCAAUUACGGCGGCGGUUGGUUGCGGGCGUGCGCGAAGAUGGGACAGACGAGACGAGGUUUUGUUUUAUUGUGAGCUUGCUUCCAGGAAGAACAGAGCGUAACAAUGCACUGAACGAGCAGACCAGAAGACUUGCUUUCCAGGAAUCUUGAGCACAGGAAGAGCUAUAUAAACUAUGGCUGAUCUUUGGUGAGACUUUGGCCAACGGCAAUGUGUUGUUGCAUGUGUUGUGCUUGAAGGAUUAGAUGUGUUCUAUUCCUCAGCGUUGGUGCUUUACCAACUUGUUUAUAUUGGUCGAUAAAGAACACUCAUUAAAUGUGCCCUUCAGACUUGCUUUACUAGACACAGCAUCGCUAUUAUCGUUGUAUAAUUUGACCAUUAACCAACCUUCCUUUAAAAAACGUUCUGGAUUGAUCCAUCGUUGCUGUAUGCGUCUCGGCUUUUAAGCAAAACAUCCUUAAUUGAAACUCGAGAUGAACUAUUCCCCAUUCAUGCGAAUUUAACAACUGCCACACCCCAUUUCCAUGGGCGCCGUUGCUUUCAUUUCCGUUUUUUCAUCCACUCAGAGGACCGAGAAAACCGAGAAACUUUCUUCCCGCUGACUUGAAUGCAGCGGCAGUGUAACGGAAUGCCCGUGAAAGUUCGAUCAAAUUAAAAACCACCAUUGAUUGACGGGGAAAAGGGAAGACAUGCUAGAGAGCAUGGAAAGAAAACGUUACCCACAGGAGGCGAUGGGAAAAUGGCGUGCUAGCGCGAUGCUGAUAAAGUCGUGCUCGCGCUGCAACGAAUCCGGGUGCACGCUUGCUACGCCUUUGCACUGGCGAAUCUAGGUGAAGGAUGCUGGAUGCCGUAUUAAUGACGUCUUCGCUCAUCGUGUUCACCCGCACCGGCACCGUCGAUAGUGUGGCCCAGUUCGAUGUCCACUCGAUGUCUACUUCGCUGCCGCGCCCGCAUCGAGACAAUGGCGCGCUGCAAUGGAGAUGUAACGCCUUUCCCUCAGCACUUUCAAGUUCAACUUGGCCGGCCGCUGUACUUCCCCGUUCGCGAGGGGGGCUUUCGCUUAAGCGUGCUUAACAGAAUCCACUUCUCGUUGGGCGCUCGCUGUUAUUGUUGUCGCCUGGUUCUUCCCGGGUACGAUCACGCGCAUUUGCGCCUGUUUGGCAGGGGUGUUUUUGUGUUUGCGCUUUGUCCUUCGCCGGGCGCUUCUGCACGGCCGUCAUCCAGCGUCUAUUGUUUCGCGCUUCUCUUUUCACUGCCUUUGAAUGCGCAAAGAAGCGCUUAAAGUUUUGCACCAACCGAUAGCUGGCCCACAUAAAGCCCACGCAAAAGGAUGUUUAUUUCUUCUCGCCCUUCCGUUAUCUUAUUAGAUCGCUGGGCGAGGGGCGGGAAAGCGGGGACAGAAUUGAAGAGCCCGGAAUUGAAGUGAAUGUUCUGGGGGAACGGUUGGGAAGGAAGGCAGACGCUUCCGGUGCAUGGUCGUUGCGCUUUUGUUGCAACCACUUCAGCUGUCAAACGGGCAUCCCGAGGCCGAGCGCGUACGGGAAAGGAUGGUUGCGCGAUGCUUCGACGGUGUUGUGCUGGCUUCCAAUGGUGGUGCGCUGCACGGUUUUGAUGUGCUCAAGGUUAGCGCAGGCAAAAGAAGACAACGUCCCUGGGAGCCUACUGCACUUUUUACGGUCGAGUGAAGCGGCACAAUGUGUAAUUACGUGCAUCUGUACUGGAGUGCACGGAGCUGUAUUUAAUCAUAUGCAACGGUGGCUUGCAAAGUGUUGUUCGAGGGCUUGGGCGGAUGUGUGUGUGUGUGUGUGGGAGUGUUCAUUUUUAUCACCCGUUGUGGAAAGCACAUCCAAGCGAAACCAUUGCCAUAUGAACAAGGGGGAAAAAUUUGAGGCUAUUCAGAACGAAAGAACUCUUCAGCUGUCACAUCUUUGAAUGUAUCGAGAUAGAAGCAUGGCGUUCGCACACUUCCUUAAUGGAACUAGAACGAUGUUAACAAAAAACUGAGAAAUGAAUGCCGCCUAUUUCGGAUGCUUGUGCAUCACAUUGCUGCUAAUUAUAGUGAGAGGAUUUUUAAUGUCUACGAAUUGGCAACCAAGAUCAUAUUACGCUAAUUGCGUGAAAUGGUCCAUUAGAGAGGCAAUUACUUUGUGCGCUUUCGAUACACGUUUUCCACAUGGUUCGCCGAUAGGUAUUGAACUACAACACACAGCCAAUGUAUAGAGCAGACAAAAGCAAUGUAAUGAAUGUGUGUGUGCUUUGUUUUAUUCGACAAGUUUAUCUCAACCGUUACAUGCAACCGUGUGUUGUGUGCGGCUUUCCGGUUGUGCGAUAGCGUGAUCAGCUUCGAUGACACGAACAAAACACAGGAAACGGCAACAACCAUACCAUACCACACAGAACAUGAAAUACCAGUUGCAAAACGGAACAAAACAGAGAGUGAAGCCGAAGUGAAAUGCUCCAUUAUCGCAAACAAUUACCGAACAGAGGAUGCAAUAGAAUGUAAAGCAUGUUGCAUGCCGUAUAUUUACACUGAUUAAAAUCCACAAUAGCGAAGCAUAAAUCAGGCAAACGGAUGGGCAGAAAGGGGGAGGAAAUAGUUACAAAUGUGUAUUGGAACAGGUGAAUGUUUUUAAAUGGAUAAACAGUUGCAUGUAUCAUUGUCUCAAGGAUUUAGUACCGAUCGAACUCAAUGUUUUUAUCCCACUCUCCUACCCCCUUUUAACAGUGUGCAAAGCGCUUCUAUCACAUAGAUAGAGCCUGGGUGGGGGGAAGCGGACAAAACAUGGCACCCGAGCAAUCAAGGCAAAAAAACAGAAAAUAAAUUAUAUAAAAAAGAAACUUUUCCCUUCACCGCGAAUGCGUAGCCAAUACCAGCAAACCCCAGUCUGUGUAAGUAGUGUAAGUUAUAUUAUACCUGUUUGCUCAACCCAGCACACGUACACACAAACACCCAUACACACACACACACCGUUAAAAAAACACUCAUUCACACUAAGAGACUAAACCGCUGCGAGGGAAGGCGGGGUGCGUUUCGACGACGAUGGACGCUCGACAUGAGUGUGCGGACAAUGGAAACGCGCGUUACCCAGAGAUCGGGAGUGAAAAUCGGAAGAAAACAGAGGCAAACAGAUGAAAAUCCCUGUCCCGGUCUCGGGGGUUUAGUAACGAACGGAAUGAAGGUAUGGAGAGCGAGAAGAAAACACACAAACAUAUAGGGUGGGAGGGUGAUGCUCGAUGCGUUCCGAUUGGUGCAAAUGAAGAUUAAUAAAAGAAAAGUUAAACAGUACUCGUUAAA
Messenger RNA from Anopheles gambiae (African malaria mosquito), 7971 nucleotides. RefSeq lists its product as uncharacterized. The transcript is spliced from 2 exons. The record is from RefSeq and is a predicted model, not a curated record. NCBI's taxonomy places the organism in Eukaryota, Metazoa, Arthropoda, Insecta, Diptera, Culicidae. The coding region runs from base 688 to 798 and encodes 36 amino acids.